Molecule: messenger RNA, 1617 nt
Organism: Trichosurus vulpecula (common brushtail)
Lineage: Eukaryota; Metazoa; Chordata; Mammalia; Diprotodontia; Phalangeridae
Gene: CCDC60
Product: coiled-coil domain containing 60
Exons: 14
Coding region: 100-1617 (505 amino acids)
Source: RefSeq, a predicted model, not a curated record
AAGAAUGAAAACUCUGCUCUAAGUCCAAAGGAUGUGGAAAAAGCAAAGGCUAGCAAAAUUACAAAGGGUGGUUCGGCACCUGGGCAGAGCUUUAGGUAUAUGGAGAAGGAAAUCACGAACCUCAAGAGAGACCUCCUACAUAGCCGCUACUUGAUGCGGUCAGUGAAGAUGGGCCAAGGAUAUUUCGAUAUUUUGAAGGCAGAGAAUGCAAUGAGAAAGAAAGCCUUGAUGGAUAAAAAGAAAGAAGAAGAAGAGAGAAACAAAUUUCAGCCACCAAAAUUGCCAACUGCUGAACCCAGUGAGGCUAGCCUGAACUUGUAUGAUGGAGUGAGAAGGAUGGAGGGGAUGCCCGACGUUAUCCUGAGGCCUUUCAACCCGGUGCACAACUGUCUGGUCUCGCCCUCGCUAUCCCAGGCACACAUAGAGCCCCUCUUCAGGCAACUCUGUGCCCUCCACUGGCUCCUGGAAGCAUUGACCAUUGACCACAACCACCACGGCAUGAAACCAGUGAUAACCUGCUGGAAUGAAAAGGACCCUGGCGGAAUCAAAAGUACAUUAAAAAAAAUCAAUAAGGAGAAGGUAAUAUUACACAGAUGGGAGCACUUCAUCACUCCGCCAAAGUCCAAGAAAUAUAAAAUACCAGCCGCUCGGAUCAUAGCCAGCCGGAAGCCAAGCCGGAGACCAUCAACCAUCAGCCUCAGCCGCACAAGCGGGGGGUCAUCUCCGCAGAGCAGCAUGCUGUCAAUGAACCCCACUGGCUCAGAUGAGCCCCAGAGCACCGUGACCCUGGGCACCAGCAGCAAAGAGCUGGAGGACAAUGAGUCCUCAUCCACCAAGCAGGAUGAGGAGAACAUCCCCAUCAGUCUUCAGAAGCUCAUGGAGAUGGUACGGGAAGAUGCCAGGAGGACAGUCUGUGCAGAAGAUGAUUCCUACAAAAAGUUUGCAAGCACCGUGUCCAUCCUCAAGCCCUCCCUUAAGAGUGAUAUGGCCUUACGGGACUCUGCCCUAAAGUCCAGCAUAACCGAUAAGUCAAGUAGUAGCAGCACAGAGAGUCUCCGGAGGCCUAAAAGCUAUCCCUCUGGCGCUUCAGAUGCCAAGGUCAACGUGUGUGCCAACAUGCGAGCCAAGUUCUUCAGCAUCGCGCAGGAGGCUAGUUUCUGCCUACAGGACAGACUAGAAAUUCUCACCAAGAGGCAGGAAGAAAGAGGCUUCCAGAAGUUUUUUGCUUUCAGCAUUGUCUCCAAUUUUUAUGAAGACAUAGAAAAAAUGAGACAUCCUAUCACUAUAACAAGAGGAGAUGCCGAGGAGUUGGCUAACCACUGGUACUUUGAUUUAUUAUCUAAACUCCCGGAAGACUUAAAGAAAUAUCGUCCUGCCAAGAAAAUCCUACAAAAAUUGCAAAAGCAUGGAGAGAAUUUGGACCUCAGAAUCCGUCCACAUGUCCUCCUCAGAGUGCUGCAGGACCUCCGUACAUGGGAGCUGUGCUCCCCUGACAUCGCUGUGGCCAUUGAGUUUGUACGAGAACAUAUUGUCCAAAUGCCCCAAGUGGACUAUAUCAAGUGGCUUCGGACUCGGGUCAACCUUCCCAUGCGAUGUCACAGCGCCCCACCCCCCUAG